This is a messenger RNA of Oppia nitens, 312 nucleotides long. RefSeq names its product ras-related protein Rab-3C-like. The record is from RefSeq and is a predicted model, not a curated record. The transcript has 2 exons. Bases 1 to 312 code for a protein of 103 amino acids. NCBI's taxonomy places the organism in Eukaryota, Metazoa, Arthropoda, Arachnida, Sarcoptiformes, Oppiidae.
AUGUCAUCUGCUGCUAACUGCUGUACUGUUGGCUUGGAUUUCAAAAUAAAAACACUAAUCAAACAGACCAACAAUGAUGCCAACAAACAGUCUAUACGUUUGCAGAUCUGGGAUAUGGGCGGUCAGGACUGUUUCCGUACGAUUACCAGUUUAUACUAUCGUAAAGCUAGCGGUUGUCUACUAAUAGAUAAUGCACCCGAUAGGGCACAGGUAGUACUGGUUGGCAAUAAAUGUGAUAUCAGUGAUGGUAGUGAUGAUGACAACCAACAACAACAGCAACCUAAGCGAGUGAUCAGCUAUGAAAUGGACUGA